This is a messenger RNA of Vidua chalybeata, 6213 nucleotides long. RefSeq names its product RAP1 GTPase activating protein 2 (gene RAP1GAP2). Gene Ontology annotation, cellular component: plasma membrane; cytoplasm. The coding region runs from base 80 to 2398 and encodes 772 amino acids. Lineage: Eukaryota; Metazoa; Chordata; Aves; Passeriformes; Viduidae. The record is from RefSeq and is a predicted model, not a curated record. Gene Ontology annotation, biological process: regulation of small GTPase mediated signal transduction; activation of GTPase activity. The transcript has 26 exons. Gene Ontology annotation, molecular function: GTPase activator activity.
CCCCGGGGCCGGUGCGGAGGAGCCGCCGCCGGCUCCGAGCGGGGUCUGCGGGCUCCCCCCGCCCGGCGGGACCCCCGGGAUGGCCUCGGGCAAGGCGGCGGGGGAGCGGCGCUGGGAGCUGGUGCGCUGGUACGUGCGAGAGGGCCGCUUUCGCAUUGAGGAGAGGACGCUGACGGCUUUCCAGUGGCUCUACUCGCCCCACCAGCACCGCAUCGUCAGCCGCGCAGACCUGGGCUCCCCCAGCAGGAUCGACAAGAAAAUGCUGGCCAGCCUGAAGAUCAAGAAACAGGAGCUGCUGAACAGCACGGAUGUGACCGUCCCGGAGCGGCCCCUGUCACCCCCCCUGACGGCCCCACCGACCAUGAAGUCGGCAGAAUUCUUCGAAAUGCUGGAAAAAAUGCAGGCACCAAAACUGGAAGAACAGAGGUCUGGAAGCCAAAAACACAAGGAAGACUACAUCCCAUAUCCCAGCAUCGAUGAGAUCCUGGAGAAGGGUAGCCCAUACCCGCUGAUCAUCCUGCCCCAGUUUGGGGGAUACUGGAUAGAAGACCCAGAAAACCUUGGCACUCCCACCUCAUCUGACAGCAGCAUCUGCGAGGAGGAGGAGGAAAACCUCAGCCCCAGCACCUAUGGCUACAAGCUGGAGUGCAAGGGAGAGGCCAGAGCCUACCGCAAGCAUUUCCUGGGGAAGGAUCAUUUAAAUUUCUACUGUACAGCCAGCAGCCUUGGAAAUCUGAUCCUUUCUGUUAAAUGCGAGGAGACAGAUGGCACAGAAUAUUUAAGGGUUAUACUCAGGUCCAAAGUGAAGACAUUGCAUGAGAGGAUUCCACUGGCAGGAUUCAGCAAACUCCCGAGUAUCCCCCAGAUUGCAAAGGCCUUCUGUGACGAUGCCUCUGGGCUGAAGUUUAACCCGGUUCUCUACCCCAAGGCAUCCCAGAUGAUAGUGUCAUAUGAUGAGCAUGAGGUCAACAACACAUUCAAGUUCGGUGUGAUCUAUCAGAAGUUCAGGCAGACCCAAGAGGAGGAGCUGUUUGGCAAUAAUGAAGAGAGCACUGCCUUCAAGAACUUCUUAAGUUUUCUGGGAGACACCAUAACUCUCCAGGACUUCAAAGGUUUUCGAGGAGGCCUGGAUGUCAGCCAUGGGCAGACGGGAGUGGAGUCUGUGUACACGGUGUUCAGGGACAGGGAGAUAAUGUUUCAUGUCUCUACAAAGCUGCCUUUUACCGAAGGAGACACACAACAACUCCAGAGGAAGAGGCACAUUGGCAAUGACAUUGUGGCAAUUAUCUUCCAAGAGGAGAACACGCCAUUCGUCCCAGACAUGAUUGCCUCCAACUUCCUGCAUGCCUACAUUGUGGUGCAGGUGGAGAACCCCGAGGCGGAAAACGCGGCGUACAAGGUAUCAGUCACAGCCCGGGAAGACGUUCCCUCCUUUGGCCCACCCCUGCCGAGCCCUCCGGUGUUCCAGAAGAGCCCCGAGUUCCGUGAAUUCCUGCUGACCAAGCUCAUCAAUGCUGAGAACGCCUGCUGCAAGUCCGACAAGUUUGCAAAGCUGGAGGACCGGACUCGGGCCGCCUUGCUGGACAACCUUCACGACGAGCUCCACGGGCACACACAGACCAUGCUGGGGCUGGGGCCCGAGGAGGACAAGCUGGAGAAUGGGGGUCAUGGAGGCUUUCUGGAGUCUUUCAAGAGAGCCAUCCGGGUGCGCAGCCACUCCAUGGAGACGAUGGUGGGCAGCCAGAAGAAGCACCAUGGCAGUGGCAUCCCAGGCAGCCUCAGCGGGGGCAUUGCACACAACAGCGGCGAGGUGACCAAGACCACCUUCUCGCCCCCUGUCCCAGCUGUUGCUGCCAAGAACCAGUCCAGGAGCCCCAUCAAGCGCCGGUCAGGACUGUUCCCUCGCCUGCACACGACAUCGGAGAGCCAGGCAGAGAGCAGGACAAGGUGUGACAGUGUUUCUGGAGCCCAGAAGACACCAGAUUUGGGACAUUCUUCCCAAGAGAUGAAAUCUGAAACCUCAUCCAACCCCAGCUCCCCUGAAAUAUGCCCCAACAAAGACAGGCCUUUUAUCAAGCUGAAAGAGAACGGGCGGUCGAACAUCUCCCGUUCCUCCUCCAGCACCAGCAGCUUCAGCAGCACGGCGGGAGAGAGCGAGACCCUGGAGGACUACGACAGCGUGGGAAGCCAGCCCUCCACCGCGUCCCCCUUCAAGCAGGAGGUGUUUGUCUACAGCGCUUCGCCCGGCAGUGAGAGCCCCGGCGUGGGGGCCACGGCCACCCCUGUCAUCAUGAGCAGGAGCCCCACAGCAGAUCUAAAGAACAGAAAUUCUCCAAGGUCCAACCUGAAGUUUCGCUUUGACAAGCUCAGCCAUGGCAGCUCCAGCAUGAGCCACUAGCAGGAGGAAGUCAUGAACUUGUCACAGGAUGUUUCAACAAAGGGAAAAAUCUUCAACACCCCAUGGGACCACGCACGCCCCGGCCACGGGCAGCGAGGUGCCCUCGCCUGCUACACCAGAAAAGAGCUCUCACCUUGCUGCAGUCCUGUCCUGACAGGGACCAGCCACCUCUCACCCGGUGUCCCCCUGUCCCGCACACGCCCUGCGCCCCCGCUCUGCGUGCAGGAGGGGAGUGUCCCUGCCUGUGCUGCACACACGUGGCCAGGGCCACGUCCCCUUCUGGUGCUCUGCUGGCUCACCCUGGGGUUGCCCACAGGUGCUGCAGCUGGUGGGCACCGUCCAUUCCCUGAUCCCUGGGUUGCCUGGCAGCUCCUUUUGGGCAGAGGGGCAGCAGGAGAGACCUCCACAUAGUUUAGGUCCCUCCAUGCUUUAUUUGCAGUUAUCAGUGGGGAAACAGGGGUUUAUGUUUGUUUUUUGAAGGGUGGGGUUCAGGCCAAAGUUAGGUGUUAGUGGCUCUGGGGCAGUUUGCCCUCCACCAUCGUUUGCUGUUGCUCUUCUCUGGGGACAGUUGGGCAAAACCUCCCUGGGGGGGUCCUGGGCAGCUCUCCCUGGAGUGGGGUCUGCAGUGUGUCUCCAGCCAUCCCCCAGCUCCUACCUAGACCCCAAAACUCUUAGGGCAGAGGCAGCCUCCCGCUCCAAACUUGCUCAGUUUCUUGCACAAGAGGCAGGUGAGUGACGUGGCCCAGGGAGUGGAGCUGGGGACAGCAGCCAGCUCAUCCUCCUUGGCAGGUUCAUCCUCCCUGCUUUGUCCCUGCCUGAGCACAGGCCUGGAAAGGUGACUCAAAGCUAAAGCUGUGCUGUAUUAUAGAGCUUUAGCUUUUCUAAGUACUAGAACAGGAACCAGAGGGGAUUUACCUGGUGGGCUCUGCUUUGCCCUGUGGCUUGGAUCACCAGGCAAGCAAAUGCAUAAAACUCUGGUGAUUUGUGAGGCAUUAGGCUGCUCCAGCCCUUACAGAGUUUGUCCUGCUGCUUUUGAGCAAGCUCUUGUAAUUCUGAAAGGAUUAUAAAUUCUGCAAGGUAACUUUCCCAUAAUGCCCUUCCCCAGAAAAUACCUCUUUCAACAUGCCAAGAAAUCCUUUUGCUCUUUUAUGGAACUUCAUGUGAAGUUUCCUGAAGCCUGUCCGUAAAUUUCACAUUGCUCAUAGAUUUCCCUUACCCAUUUUCUGGAAGACAGGCCAUGAUGCUGCAGAGAUAUUCCCCCCCGUCCCCCCAGCCUGUGACCUUUGGACACCCUCAUGAAAUCAGAUUCUCAGUCUCAAGUGAACGCAGUUCUUCAAGUUUGUGAUUCCUACUGAAAAGAGGACUUUGAGUGCCAAAGUCACCUUCCCCCAGUGGAUGCUCCAAGAGGCACAAAGUACCUGACAGUUUCAGGAGCGGGGGCAGAACUGUACUCUUGGAGCAGCCCUGGGGCUGCUCCUGCUCCCCUCUCGCUGGGGCAAGUGCUUAUAGGAUUCAACCAUCACCUGCCCUCCUCCCUGUCAUCUCCCCGGGCCAGAGAUGAGCCAAGGCAAGCAGAACGUGCUCUGCUGACCCUGCUCCUGCAGGGAGGUGCUCUCCGAGAGCCUUACGAUCCGGUUCACAAAGGUGCUCUGCUCGUGCUGGAAUUAAUCCAUGCGGGAAGGCUGUAGCUAUGAUGGGAGGGGAACCAGGUUAAAGAAGGAGAACAGUUGUGAAAAGGCAGGGAACAGUUUCACCGGCCCUAAGUGCUGUGUAGGACUAGUAAAUAUCAAUAAGUCCCAUGGGGAUGCUCCCUCCUGCUCCCAGCCAGUUGCAUUUCAAUAGAGUUUAAGUCUUGAGUUUCCUUUGGAAGAGGAGCAUGCAGUGUGCUCAGCCCAGCCUGUAGCUGUAGGUGUCUCAGGAUCACACACUUUGCUGUUCAGCACUUGUCUGAUGAUGCUUCAGUAGCACUUUCAAACCUACCCCCAAUUCUCCUCUUAGAAGCUUUGGUCUGGUUUCCUGAGGCUGCAGGGUGAAACAGUGACUGGUGCAAUGACUUGCUCCCAGGGUCUGCUCUGGGUUUGCUUUUUCCUCUGAGAAGUCACUCGGUUCUGUAGAUGUCGUCAUUCCUGUGGGUGCUGAUCUCCGUGAGAUCUUUCAGCAGAUGAUGCAGUGGCUACUGUCAGCUGGUUUACCAUUUUUGGUUGUUUUGUUGCCUUUUUUUUUUUUUCUCUUGAAACUGUGUCUUUCCUUUUUGACCUAGAUUGAUUUGGGAAUUAUUCAGAUGGGACUAGCAGAACAGCGUGAAGCCUCAGGGAGAGUUGCAGUGCUCUGGACUUGUCUCUCCUGCCAGCCCGCGGAGCAGUGGUGGGGCCGGGGUCUGGCACGAGGUCUGCCAGCAGCUCCUGCGGGACAUUUCCAGCAGCACUCCUCGCCAGGGGCCGAAAACCCGCUGUGCAUCCUCACCAGCAGCCGGGCUUUGGCUGCUGCGGUCCCGGCCGGGCUCCAGCAGCUGCCCGUGCCGGCCCGCCCCUCCACCCCGGCGCAGCCUGGCUUGUCCCGGGGCGCUUCUGGGGCUGAGCUGUGCUUGUGCUACAUCCCGGGAACUCCUGCACUUCCAGCGGGUGGAGGUGUUCCUGUAUAUAUUUUGCAAAAUGCUUUGUGCUUAUAAGUGACACUUACACGUCUAUACAUAUAUAAAAGGGAUAUAUAUAUAUAUAUAUAUGUAUAAAAUAUAUAUAUUUAUAUAUAUAUAUAUAAAGGAAAGGAUCCUUAACUGACACUAGAAUUACUGGGCAGUGCAUUUUCCUUUCUGAUUCCACUGUUUCCAUGCACACAACUUCUGCCGUCCUCAGAAGUGACAUUGCAGAGGGAGCAGAGGGGCUCAGGAACGCCUUAGGGGGGUGAUGGGGAAGCCCCCGCUGUGGGGAGGGGUCUCUGUUGCUGGGGGUGCUCCCCUCUGCCGGGGUUUGGGUCCCUGCCUGCUCGUGCUGCAGCCGCUCGGCUCAGCUCAGGUGCCGCUGCACAUCUGGUGCCGCUGCACAUCUGGUGCUGCUGCACAUCUGGUGCCGCUGGCUCCGGGAGAGGGCCGGGACCCUUCCCCUCCAUUGGGGGCUGCUGUGCAGCUGCUCCGGGCUGGCAGAGCAGCUGCUCUGGCUCGGCUCCCGUUCAGGAAAGCAUUUGGCACAUGCAUCUUCCUGAAACCCCACAGAGCCAAAGCACAACACAGAGGUGCUUUUUUCUGAGGGAAGCAGGGGAUCCUAAGCACAAACUCAGUUUCUUUCCAGAGUUUUGAGGGUCUUCAAGAACGGCAGGUGAGGGGCCUAGAGAUGUUUGUGCCGCCAAGGGGCUGUGCCUGGGGCUGGGAUCUCGUGGCUGCGGGAGGUGCUCGGUGCUGGUACCAUCCCCAGAGCCAGGGCAGAGCCCGGCACCUCUGCAGGUCCCACCUCCGCUCUCGCUGCUCCGCUGCCGCUCCAGCCCCCGCCCCCAGCCCCAGCAUGCUUUCAUCGCCUUCAAUGAAUGUAGCACUGCGUACGUCCUGCAAAGGGAAAUGCUGGAUUUAUAGCAGAGAAUGUGAAGAGAGUUUACAGAGAGAAAAUGAAUCUUGAAGAAAUGUAUCUGACAAAGUUUAUUUUUGAUGUAGAGAGGCAGUGCUUUGUAGUUUCUGGUGACCUAUGUCUGUUGUAAAUAAUGUAUAUUUAAUUUAUUGCUAUGGUAGCAGAUUGUUAUGUAUAAAACUAAAGGUUCACAAAUGUAUAUUUUGUUGCUUAAAUGUGUCUUUGCAAAAUUCACAAUAAAUAACAUAUUUUGUGUCCGUA